UUUUGAUAAUUUUAAAAAUUUUAACUUAAGGAAAAGAAUAAUGAUUUCAUGUUAAGCAUUUAGUGUAUGUAUUCAGUGUAUGUGUUCUUCUAAAAUAUUUCAAAGAAACAUAAAGUAUUAGUUUUUAUAUAAAGACAAUUACAUACUGUAUUUCCUCUUAAAGUGAUUUACACUAGUCAUCUCCAGUGAUAAAAAUUCAGAGAAACCACAUAGUUUUGAGUUUGACAUUCUAGACAAUUAAAAUAAGACCAUAAACGGUUUCAUUUUGAAAUUUGAAAUUAAUCAGUUUUCACUUUGAACGAACAGAGAACUGAAUAGAAGAAAUGAUUCCUUGCACAUUAUGUUUGAGAAUUUGGCUCUCAAGGUUAAUGGUAGUAUUGCAUUCAGCUCUGAAGCAUUCUAGACCUCUGAAUUGGAUAUUUAACUAAUUAUAUUUUGGGGAGCUCUUUAUUUAAUAGUACAUUUUAGGUGGUUAUAUUCUUUAUUAAAAUUUAAAGUGGAAAAGUAAUGUCUUUCAAAAGACUACGUUAGUCAUUUGAUGAGACAGAAAUGUUUUCAAAAGAAAAGGAAUACUGAGAGUUUAUUGUUAUUUGUCAAAUUGGGUGACAUUUUUCAAUUAUUUUUUCUUCUAUUUCCCUAACAUAAAGCUAAUUAUUGUUAAUAAAUUUUAGUUUGCAUCAUGAAAACAACUAUAACAUAGUUUUACCAUUGUUUUUCAAUGAUACUAUUUCAUGUACUAUAACAAUAACUGUAGAAUCCAUUUUAAGUAAAUGUAUUUUGCCCAUUGUGUAUACCACUUAGAAUCACCUAGCAUUAAAACUAGAAAAAAACUUGGAGAUUAUUUGUUCAUCAUGACAAGAUCUGUAAAGCAUUAUAAAUGGAUUUGAUAUUAUUUUCAAAAUAUACGUGAAUUAUUAAUGAUAAUAUUUGUAAUGGAAUUCAAUCAGUAUAUGUUGGAAUAAGUAUGUUUACAAGCUAAAGAGAUACUUAGAAUAAAGAUAAAUGCUCUGAAUUUCCUGCAAGAUUCUGACAUUUCUAUAUUCUCCAGGGCAAGUAAGAUAAUAUGUAGAUGUAAUAAGAACAAACAUGGAUAGAUUUUCAUAGAAGCAACAACCCAUUAUAAUUUUGAAGGCUCAUAUUUUCUCAAAUUAAAUAUUUUUUACUAACGAUAAACAUGACAAUUUAAAAAUUGCUACUUUCCCUGCAUCUCUGACAGGUAAAUUAUUUAAAUGGCUUCCUACAUCUUCCACCUGUUCACCCUCGUUUGUUGAAAAAGUAAAAACUAUUUGAGUAGCAUAAGAACUAUGAAAACGUUGCAUAUUCUCUGAAGUAUCUUACAUCAAAUUAUCACAGUUCUUCAGUCAAAGUUCUUAUGAGCGUUAGCUAAAUUCAGGGGGCUAGUACAACCUAAAUUAAGUAUAUUUUCAAUAAUAUCAAGGUGUGUUCUUUAUAUAAAGUGGGAGGAAAAUUGACACUUACCAAAUGUUAAUACUUUAAAUGGCUUUUUAAAAAAUUUAUUUGAGUCAUUUUGAAAACUAAGUACUGUAUUCCACUAAUGAUUCUGGGAGUUUAUUUAAAAAUGACCUUUCCCAAAAUUAACAGCGAGAAUAAAGUAGCAAUAGGAAUCCUGAAUGUUGCUGCUAUUACUUCAUUAGACAACUGAAAGGUAAAACUGAGCAACUAUUUUGAAGAUAACAAUACGUAGUAUAACAAGCAUUGUUAAAUUCCUAUCACUUUAUUUUGAAAUCCUGUAUCACUAUUUUGUUGUUGUUGUUUUGCUUUUGUUGCUUGUUUGUUUGCUUGAUUUCUAAUUUUUGUUCUUUUUUUCCUUAAAAUAUAAAAGGAAAAACUGAGACAUAAAAAUACAUAAUAAUGAACUAUGGCACAAAUUAAAAAGGGAAUCAAAUAGAAAAAUCACUUAACAAUUUGCAAAGUCAUGAGUAGGAAAGUCAAUUCUUUAUAAAACAAGUGUGUUACAUUCAAAUUAAGUCAUUUCCAUGUCCUGUUUGGUCAAACAUCUUCAGAAAAUCUUUUUAAUAUAAUUUUAAAGCAAUUUUAUGUGUUUCAUUAGCCUGAAUUUCAUAAUUCCAAAUUUAUCUCUUUUUGUAUUGUGUAUGUUCUAAAAAGCCUUGCAUAAAAUAGUUCUUAUAAGAAGUAAAUCAAUGUACUAUAAUAAAAAAACUUCAGUCAGGAAAUAAGAGACUACAAACAAUAUACAACUAUGUACAUACUAUUUAAUGUGCCAGAGGUAAUUAGACAUAAGCAGAGUAUGUAUGCAUUGAUUCUUAAAUUUACAUUAGUUGGACUAGAUGCAUUAUUAAUUUUAAACAUUUGAUUUCAGUAUUUUACAUUUUAUUUACUAAUUAUCAAAUUAGUUUUUACCUAUCAAGUGCUUAGUACUAAAUACUAUAUAUAAUUUCUCUCAUUUCAUCCUCUUAUAACCUUUUUAAGUAGAUACUAUUACUAUUCCCAGGUUACAAAUAAAAAACUAGCGCGCAGAAUUUCAGUAAUUUACCCAAGAUCAUACAGCUCAUAGUUGGCAGAACUAGAUUUGAAACCAAGCGUCCAAGAUGCUAUCAAUUGGAAGCACACAAGUGCAUAGUUUCUAUACACAAGAAAUGUAAUUCCUCUGAGAUUAAUAUAAAUAAAUCUAUUAAAGAGUAAUUUAAGAAAUAAAUAGAUAAAAUGCAUAAGGUCUCCCCUCUACUGAUAUUAAUUGAAGGAUACCUCACUCAUAGAAUCUCUCAUUCUUAAAAUCAAUAAAGAGGAAAAGUGAAAAAAAAGAAAAUAUGAAAUAACUAGAUCCAUCUUUAUGAUAUGAAAAACAAUGGAGGUCUGCAUCAGCCCAGAAGUAUUCCCAUCAAAUGACAUAGUAUUAUCAUAUACAUGUGAUAUGACAUUUCUACUACUGAUAAUUUAUUCUAAUGCAAAAGAAAAAGAACUACUUCCUACAGAAGUUGAGUAUGUCAUUGAGGAAUACAUUCAUGACAACUGUCAAAACAUUUAUAUCAGCACAUUCAUUGGUGAGCAUAUUAACCAGGCUUAGUUGAUCAGAUUAACUCACAUUCACCUUGGAAAAACCAGGAACACAAGAGACCUAAGGACAUGGAUAGCUAAAAGAGAAAAACUGCAGAACGUCUCUACAAAGUUUUCAUUCUAUAGAUUGUAUUCAUUCCCUAAAAUGGAAGAAGCCAAAAGUCAAAGUUUUGAGGAAGAUUUUGAAGGACAGGCCACACAUACAGGACCCAAAGGAGUAAUAAAUGACUGGAGAAAGUUUAAAUUAGAAAGUGAAGACAGCGAAUCAGUCCCACCUAGCAAAAAGGAGAUUCUCAGGCAAAUGUCUUCUCCUCAGAGUAGAGAUGACAAAGAUUCAAAAGAUAGAGUCCACAGAAAGGUAAGCAUACAAGAAUAUGAACUUAUCAAUCAAGACAAAGAAGAUGAAGAUUGUCUUCGUAAAUAUCGGAGACAGUGCAUGCAAGAUAUGCAUCAGAAGCUGAGUUUUGGGCCUAGAUAUGGGUUUGUAUAUGAGCUAGAAACUGGAGAGCAAUUCCUGGAAACAAUUGAAAAGGAACAGAAGAUCACCACAAUUGUUGUUCACAUUUAUGAAGAUGGCAUUAAGGGCUGUGAUACUCUAAACAGUAGUUUGACAUGCCUUGCAGCAGAAUACCCGAUGGUCAAAUUUUGUAAAAUAAAAGCUUCCAAUACAGGUGCUGGAGACCGCUUUUCUUUAAAGGUACUUCCCACACUGCUUGUCUACAAAGGUGGGGAACUCAUAAGCAAUUUUAUUAGUGUUACUGAACAGUUUGCUGAAGAAUUUUUUGCUGGGGAUGUGGAGUCUUUCCUAAAUGAAUAUGGAUUACUACCAGAAAGAGAAAUGCAUACCCUUGAGGAUACCAACAUGGAAGAAGAUACUGAGUAAAGAUCACUAGAUCAGUAUCCCAUAUUUAUCCUUUACACAUUGAACACUGAUUUUGGUAGUAGCCAUAUUCCUUUAGGAAAUAUUAAAUAUGGACAUGAUUGUUGUAAUUGGGAAAAAGAUUGAUACUAAAGUUGUGUUAUUAGCAUUCUUAAUAUUAGUUACUCAAAUUCAUAGAAUGCUUUAUUACAAAAACACUGUCAGGUUUAGCAAUAUUAUUAGUAAACAAAGAAGAUGUGGAUAAUACUUGUAUGUUGCUUUUCAAAAUUCCUUUCAAGUUAUGUGCUAGCUUUAUUUCUUGUUUUUUCCUAGAGAAAUAUUUUAUCUGUUCGUUCCAAAAUAUAUUAAUUGUAAUUUUGCUUCUGUAACAUAAUAAAAUAUGAGAAAAUAAGUUUUUACAUGAAGUCAACUGUUGUUUAAAUAUUACAUUAUCAAGCACCUCAAACCUUUGUAAGGAUCACAGCACAAAAAUGUUUUUGUUCAAUAAAAUGUCUUAUGUUCUGAUCACAUCAAUAUAAAAGAAAUUUAGAAAUAUUACACUGUAAAAAUAAUGCAUGUGUUAGAAAGGAUGAAAGGAUGGUCUUAGCUUCUGGCUGAAAGAAUAAUGCUUAGUAGUGGUAAUAAUUCCAGCUGACAUUUAAUGAUUGCCAAUGGUUAUCUGGUAUUUUAUACACAGCAUGUCUAAUGAAUAACAUAGAUCUGCAUGUAAGUGGUAUAAUUCCUAUUUUUAAAACAAUGAAGCUGAUUCAGAAAAAUGAAGUACAAAUUCUAUGUUUAUUUCCUUUGAAACUAUAUAGAAGUCGGUCCUCCUAGACAAAAAAUGAAAGUGCAAAAUAAAACAUAAUUUUAAAAUGUUUUUAAAUGCAUAAGUUAUCUAAAAUAAAAAAAAUUUCCAGAUAUCUGAAUCAGAGUAGAAAAAUACUGAUGAGUGAGAGCUGAAACAACUUGGUGCACAACUGAAGAUGUGGUGUGCGAAAAAUACCCAGAAAUGGGGGCCCUGGGAGAUGUGUAUUUAAGUCAGGUGAGCACACUUUUCCCUUUUCCUUAAUGUUGAAAUAGAAUGUGUGUCACAAGUUUUAGACUCUAACUCUUUUAAAUGACUGUUUUGCAGCUUUUGUCCCAUAAGCCUUUUACACCUCUACCUCCCACUGCCAAUGUUUCAUCUUAUUCACAUUUUAUUGAAAAACUAGAAGUUACCAGAUGAGACCUACCCUAUCUUUUCAUCACCAGACUAAAAUGUGCAUGUAAAUAGUAUUUCUAUUGAUGUUAUGAUGAAGUGUCUAUGUAGCUACCUAUUGCCAACUGAUCAAGCUGUGCUGUAGAUCCUGUUCUUUUACGGAUGCUGUAAUUCUCUUUUCAUCUAUGCAAUAAUUUUUGCAGUUGCUCUCUUUCACUCUGCACCACCUUCUCCCUUUUUUAUGCUGUAUUAUUUAUGUUGUCUUUUAAAUAAAUUUUAAAUAAAUA
This is a messenger RNA of Cavia porcellus (domestic guinea pig), 5380 nucleotides long. RefSeq names its product phosducin (gene Pdc). Gene Ontology annotation, cellular component: photoreceptor outer segment. The record is from RefSeq and is a predicted model, not a curated record. Gene Ontology annotation, biological process: regulation of G protein-coupled receptor signaling pathway. Lineage: Eukaryota; Metazoa; Chordata; Mammalia; Rodentia; Caviidae. Bases 3182 to 3919 code for a protein of 245 amino acids. The transcript is spliced from 4 exons.